CGCCCUUGAAGCGCCCCGUCUGUGUGUCUGUGGCUUGGGGCAGCCCUCCCGACUAGCGGCCCCUGGGAAGAGGCGAGGCCGGGCGGCCCUGGCCCUCUUAGCCGGGAUGGGCUCCUUGGAGGCCGGCCUCGAAGGGGCUGCCGGUGCCUGGCUCCGUCGGGGCGCGGAGGGGGCGCUGCUGGCCUGCUUGGCGCUGCUGCUGCUGGCGCUGCUGUGGGCGCGGAGGAAGGGGGCUCCGGGGCCGAAGGGCCGCCCGCUGCCUGGCCCCGUCGGCUGGCCGCUCCUGGGCAACGUGCCGCAGCUGGGCCGCCUGCCGCACCGCACCUUCUGCGCCUUGGCGGGGCGCUUCGGGCCGGUCUUCCAGCUGCGCCUGGGCCGCCGGAGGGUGGUGGUGCUGAACGGGGAGGCGGCCAUCCGGAGGGCCCUGCUGCAGCUGGGGGGCCCCUUCGCCGGCAGGCCCGACUUCCCCUCCUUCGGCCUGGUCUCCGGCGGGAAGAGCCUGGCCUUCGGCAGCUACAGCGCGCGCUGGCGGGCCCAGAAGAAGCUGGCCCAGGCCACGCUGAGGGCCUUCUCGACGGCCCAGGCUCCCGGCAGGCGCCUCUUCGAGCAGCACGUGGCGGAGGAGGCGCUGGAGCUGAUCGCCCAGCUGAUCCGGCGGAGCGGCCAGGGCCCCCCCUGCUGCGGAGGCUACGUCGACCCGGCCCCGCUGCUGACGGUGGCCAACGCCAACGUGAUGUGCGCCCUCUGCUUCGGGCAGCGCUACGGCCACGACGACGCCGAGUUCCGCGCCCUGCUGGGCCGCAACGACCGCUUCGGGCAGACGGUGGCCUCCGGGAGCCUGGUGGACGUGCUGCCCUGGCUGCAGGCCUUCCCCAACCCGGUCCGCGCCGUCUUCCGAGACUUCCAGGCCCUCACCCGCGAGAUGCACGACUUCGUCCGGGGCAAAGUGGCCCAGCACCGGCUGGCCUUCCGGCCCGGGGAGCCCCCGCGGGACAUGAGCGACGCCAUCCUGGGCUCCAUGGAGCGGCAGGGGCUGCUGGCCGAGGAGGAGGAGUACGUCGAGGGGACGCUCUCGGACCUCUUCGGGGCCGGCCAAGACACCACCUCCACCGGCCUGGCCUGGGUGCUGCUGCUGCUGCUGAAGCACCCGGAGCUGCGAGGGCAGCUGCAGGAGGAGCUGGACUCGGUGGUGGGACCCGGGCGGCUGCCCCGGGCGGAGGACCGGCCUUCCCUGCCCCGCCUGGAGGCCUUCCUCUACGAGAGCCUCCGCUACUCCAGCUUCGUGCCGCUGACCAUCCCGCACGCCACCACCUCCGACGUGGCCCUGGAGGGCUUCCACAUCCCCGAAGGCACCGUGGUCUUCGUCAACCAGUGGUCCGUCAACCACGACCCCCGGCGCUGGAAGGAGCCCCAGCGCUUCGACCCCGGGCGCUUCCUGGAGGGAGGGCAGCCGCCCAGACUGGACCGGGAGCGGGCGGCCCAAGUGCUGCUCUUCUCGCUGGGGAAGCGGCGCUGCAUCGGGGAGCGGCUGGCCAAGCUGCAGCUCUUCCUCUUCGCCGCCAUCCUCCUGCACCAGUGCCAGCUCCAGGGCAACCCCCGCGAGAGCCUCUCCAUGGACUGCCAGCACGGCCUCGUCCUCCGGCCCCGGCCCUUCACCCUCGCCCUCCGACGCCGGAGGGGAAAGGCCCCACCCGCCGCGCCCUAGGGCUGCCAGUCUCACCGGGAAUCCCCUCCAGGGAGGAGGAAGAGCCCUCCCCCCUUCUGCCAUGCAGGAACUCCCCAGCAGAGCAUCCCCCGCCAGGGAGGAGGGCCAGAGG
Molecule: messenger RNA, 1817 nt
Organism: Sceloporus undulatus (fence lizard)
Lineage: Eukaryota; Metazoa; Chordata; Lepidosauria; Squamata; Phrynosomatidae
Product: cytochrome P450 1B1-like
Exons: 1
Coding region: 107-1705 (532 amino acids)
Molecular function (GO): iron ion binding; heme binding; oxidoreductase activity, acting on paired donors, with incorporation or reduction of molecular oxygen
Source: RefSeq, a predicted model, not a curated record